Messenger RNA from Argentina anserina (silverweed cinquefoil), 1328 nucleotides. RefSeq names its product uroporphyrinogen decarboxylase. Gene Ontology annotation, biological process: porphyrin-containing compound biosynthetic process. Gene Ontology annotation, molecular function: uroporphyrinogen decarboxylase activity. The record is from RefSeq and is a predicted model, not a curated record. The transcript has 6 exons. The coding region runs from base 37 to 1269 and encodes 410 amino acids. NCBI's taxonomy places the organism in Eukaryota, Viridiplantae, Streptophyta, Magnoliopsida, Rosales, Rosaceae.
UUCCUUUUCCUUCUUUCCUAUUCUGCCUACUCUGAUAUGCAAAGACCCUUAGAUAGACACCCAAAGCUUUCUCCUUUUCCUCCAAACAUGUCCUGCAUUCACAGCUAUGGCUCCAUAGCUUGCUUCUCUGCUCCCUCCUCCGCUUCAUUAACAAGAAGGAGAUCCAGUCUCUCCCCCAAGCCUCGAAUUCUCUGCGCUUUAGGAGGGAGUGUGGCUGAGCCUCAAGUUACCUCAGUGGCUGAACCCCUUUUGCUCAAUGCGGUUCGGGGUGAAGAUGUGGAGAGACCCCCAGUUUGGCUGAUGAGGCAAGCAGGGAGGUACAUGAAGAGUUAUAUGGAUCUCUGUGAGAGGCAUCCUUCUUUUCGAGAAAGAUCCGAAAAUGUGGACCUUGUAGUUGAGAUUUCGCUGCAGCCAUGGAAGGUUUUCAAGCCUGAUGGAGUCAUUUUGUUCUCGGACAUUCUUACUCCGCUCUCUGGGAUGAACAUACCGUUUGACAUUGUUAAAGGCAAGGGUCCAGUGAUAUUUAAUCCCUUGAGUAGUGCUGCGGAUGUUGAUGAAGUGAGAGAGUUUGUUCCUCCAGAGUCGGUUCCGUAUGUUGGGGAAGCAUUGACAAUCUUGCGAAAAGAGGUAGAUAAUAAGGCGGCGGUAUUAGGUUUUGUUGGUGCUCCUUUCACGUUAGCAUCAUAUGUGGUGGAAGGUGGUUCAUCAAAGCACUUCUCAAAAAUAAAGAGAUUAGCUUUCUCUCAACCCAAGGUCCUCCACGCAUUACUUCAGAAGUUUGCAACUUCAAUGACAAAGUAUAUUCAAUACCAAGCUGAUUGUGGAGCUCAAGCUGUUCAGAUAUUUGACUCAUGGGCCACAGAACUCAGCCCGGUUGAUUUUGAGGAAUUUAGUCUUCCAUACUUGAAACAAAUUGUGGAUGCAGUGAAACUGACUCAUCCAGAUCUUCCUUUGAUUCUGUAUGCAAGCGGGUCUGGGGGUUUGCUUGAGAGGCUGGCUUUGACUGGCGUGGAUGUAGUUAGCUUGGAUUGGAGUGUUGACAUGGCUGAAGGUAGAAAACGACUGGGACCAGAUGUAGCCGUUCAAGGCAAUGUGGAUCCUGGUGUUCUAUUUGGUUCAAAGGAUUUCAUCACCAGCAGAAUACAUGAUACUGUGAGGAAAGCUGGUAGAGGGAAACAUAUUUUGAAUCUUGGCCAUGGAAUUGUAGUAGGUACACCCGAGGAGAAUGUUGCUCAUUUCUUUGAAGUUGCAAAAGACAUCAGAUAUUAACAAUUUUGCUUAGUUGAGUUCUGUCUUUAUUUUUUGUUCCAAUUCAAGUCCUUUUGGCA